AAAUCCCAAUUAAAUAAGCCAUUUUCCAAAAGACAAGCCGUGUGAUUUUGACUGCCAAAAUUCGAUCCCGUAAAUAGAGCUUCCAAAUUAUCCUUUCCCAUGCCUUACCACGAUCGGGCCAAGGCCCGGUUGGAACACGAGGUGACACUCCUUCGUCACGAGGUAGCCUCCUUGCGGUCCAAGCAAAACCAAAGUCGCAAGGCCCGCCAGAAUCAGGCGGCAGUGCAGGCGCGUCUGGAGCAGGAGAUCCAGGUGCUGCAGAAAGAACUGACCGCCAUCCGUUGCGAUCAGGAUAAGCGGGAGUGCGGUGGAGCCGAGCAGUGUUCCGCUUUGAACCAACAACUGGAGAAGCUGGACGAGCAUGUGGUGAAGCAGGAGAAGUACAUUGCCUUUCUGGAGGAGCAGAUCAACCACACACGUACAAAGUACCAGAGUCGGAUGGUUGAUGUCCGGCAGAAUGCCGAACUGGUCGAAAAAGAGCUGAAGAGGGUGCGCCAUGAAAUGAAGACCAUUGCCGAGGAAGCCGCCGAGUUGGACAGUCUGAAAAAGCAGGUGGGAUUCCUGGGAGCGAAGGUGGAGCGGCGUGAUUCUAUUAUUUCCAAGUACGAAGCCCAGCAAGAGGAAAUGAUGAGCGUCAUGGCGGGUCUCCAGAAGUUAUUUGAUGAAAAGAAGCGCAGCAAACAAAAACCUAGCAAUCAUUACAGAGUUCGAUUCCGCGAAGGGAAUAUUAUCGCUCCUGAAAAACCACCAGUUCCCAAAGUCAAGCCCAAGACUUCCUCGGUUGACUUUCAUUGCCUGUCCUCGGCGCUAAAAAAUAAGAUAAAUAGCCAGGAGCACCUAACUGCCGAUCAGUGA
Molecule: messenger RNA, 855 nt
Organism: Drosophila takahashii
Lineage: Eukaryota; Metazoa; Arthropoda; Insecta; Diptera; Drosophilidae
Product: paramyosin
Source: RefSeq, a predicted model, not a curated record